Molecule: messenger RNA, 396 nt
Organism: Gryllus bimaculatus (two-spotted cricket)
Lineage: Eukaryota; Metazoa; Arthropoda; Insecta; Orthoptera; Gryllidae
Source: the annotation of a GenBank genome assembly
AUGUCCAUUGGUAAAGCCCGGCAGCCGUACCAGUGUUGCCUUCAGCUAUACGCGGCCGUUAACCGGAAUCCCCUUCCUGUGCGGCGUCUAGAGCAGUCUCCUCCUGCCCUGUGGAAGCAGGCGCCUUGCCCUUUGCUUUCCUCCGGCCCUGACUGGCCCCCUGCGCCCCCGCCGCGCCACCCCCUCUUCGGCUGCCGCGUGCGGACCAUUCCGUCGCCGGUCGCGCCCACAACUUCGGCGAACCCCUUCCCUCUUCCCUCCGUCUCGCACGGUAGACGUGGAUCAAGCCAAUUACCGACUCGCAUCCGCCCUAGCUCAAAGCCAACCGAAGGAGUUGUCGAAGCUGCUUUGGACAGUGACCAUAUAGAGGACGACCCAUCUAGUAUUGAGCCUUAA